GACGCCUUGUUUACUGCAGGGCACUGGGACUUGGGGCUUCUGGGGUGGAUGCUUAGUGCACGAGCCGGAGGCAGAGCCUGUCCUAGGACAUUUGCCAACACGUUCCUCUCGACAGGUUUUGCUUGCAUUUGCAUUUUACAGAUAAGGGAACUGCGCAUAGGGUAAAUAAUUCAGGGACGUGCCUCUUGUAUUUGAAUCCAGGAAGCUCAGUUUCAGAACCAGUGAUCCUCAGUGCUGUGGUGUCUUGGGAGGGAGAAAUGCGAGAGAUUUGGGUUUCUUUACCACCCUGGUCCCGGAAGAGGCAUCUCGAGGCUUCAGUCUGUACAGAAGCAAGGGAAUCCAGCCAGGAAUGUUGGAAGGGCAUCAAGGCUAGUGGAACUGGACUGUCCUGACACUUCAUCUAUUCCAAUCGCUCCUUUUAUCCCUAAGGAAAGAGAGACCCUGAAUGGGGAGAGACUUGUCCAAGGUGACAGGCAAGUUAGUGGUGGAGUGGACAGCAGAGCCCAGGCCUCCUAUUGUCCAGUCCAGCGCCCCGUCCAUCAUAGCGUGCUGGCAGUGACAGGAAGUAGGACAGAGCCUGGAAAUGCGUGUCUCAUCUAAACGGGGGUGGUGGAGGUAUUGCCAUUAGCUGUUAAGCUGGAACAGGGAUCACCCUUGACUCAAAUAACUUUUCUCCAGAACUGACUUCCCAAGGUCACGUGCCAGAUUCCCUGUAGGCUGUGUCUCUGGGGCAGCUUCACUGCUGGCAUGUCUCCUCCUAACAGGCCUUUCCUUCCCUGCAGAGGACCUUCUGGGGAGGAAAGAGGUGCUCUGAACAUGACCCAAGUGGCCUUGCAGCUUUGUUCCGGCUCUAAUCCCUGGUCAGGCAGAUGGGCAGAGCUCGGGGCAUGCCUCAUGUGCCGUCAGCUCCCAGCUGACACUGGCCCACUCGGCACCUGGGGACUCGCUUGGCUCUGGCAACCUGGGCCAGACUUGAUAAGAGGCACCAUCAAGCACGGCCUGACUGUGGAGGACCUCAUCAUGACAGGCAUCAACUACCUGGACACUCGCAGUAACUUCUGGAGGCAGCAGAAGCCCAUCUACGCCCGGGAGCGGGACCGGAAGCUGAUGCAAGAGAAGUGGCUGCGGGACCGCAAACGCCGCCCCUCACAGACAGCCCACUACAUCCUCAAGAGCCUGGAGGACAUUGACAUGUUGCUAACCAGUGGCAGUGCUGAAGGCAGCCUUCAGAAAGCUGAGAAAGUGCUGAAGAAGGUUCUGGAAUGGAGCAAAGAGGAGGUGCCCAACAAGGAUGAACUGUUAGGGAACUUGUACAGCUGCAUAGGGAACGCCCAAAUGGAGCUGGGGCAGAUGGUGGCAGCCCUGCAGAGCCACAGGAAGGACCUGGAGAUCGCCAAGGAAUACGAUCUUCCUGAAGCCAAGUCCAGAGCCCUGGAUAACAUUGGCAGGGUUUUUGCCAGAGUUGGGAAAUUCCAGCAAGCCAUUGACACGUGGGAGGAAAAGAUCCCUCUGGCCAGAACCACCCUGGAGAAGACGUGGCUGUUCCAUGAGAUCGGCCGCUGCUACUUGGAGCUGGACCAGGCCUGGCAGGCCCAGAAUUACGGCGAGAAGUCCCAGCAGUGCGCCGAGGAAGAAGGGGACAUCGAGUGGCAGCUGAAUGCCAGUGUUCUGGUGGCACAGGCGCAAGUGAAGCUGAGAGACUUCGAGUCAGCCGUGAACAACUUUGAGAAGGCCCUGGAGAGAGCCAAGCUCGUCCACAGCAAUGAGGCACAGCAGGCUAUCAUCAGCGCCUUGGAUGAUGCCAACAAGGGCAUCAUUGAAGAGCUGAAGAAAACCAGCUACAGGGACAUACUCAAAGAUAAGAAGGAGAAAGAAGACGUGUUGGACAAUACAUCAGCAAAGGAGAAGGAAGCGACAAGGAGAGUGAGAGAUGAACCCGAGAAGGUGAUGAAGCGGUGGGAGCACGAGCAAAUGGAGACUGAGAAAGAGAUGGAAGGUGACCUGUCUAAGGACACCCUGGGGAUCGCAGCCAGUGGACAAGAAGGACAUGAUCAGAGAGGAGCCAUAGAAAAAGCCAGCCCCUUAAGGAGAACAGAACAGGCAGCGAUGGGGAGGGAUCCAGGAGAGGCUGCCAAAGAACACUUGGGAGAAGCAGGCAGAACACUAUCCGAACUGAAGAGAGGAGAAACGAGAGAAAUUUACAGGAGGCCUUCAGAUCUGGACCAAAACCUCUCAGAGGAAUUAAGCACAAGGGAACCGGAAGUCCUGGAGAAGAAACUUUCAGAAACCGGCAGAGGAGAGUCGGAAAGGUUGGAGAAAACAGAAUCGGAAGAAAUAGGAGAAACGGAAAACACUGAAGAAAAUACUGAAGAAAUGAAAAAAGACGAGAAGGAAGAUGAGGUAGCCCUGGAGUAGGCAUUAGGAUCGGGAUGCUGGGGUUCACAGGGACCGUGGAGGUCUUAUUAAACCGGACCUUCACGCUGAGUUCUGUCUCUGCUAGAAAAACACAUGCACUGGGUCCCCCAGGUCAUCUCUGUCUCUUUUACUGUUUUCCCUUGAAAUACGUAGCUUUCACUCUCACAAA
This is a messenger RNA of Phacochoerus africanus (Common warthog), 2584 nucleotides long. It is a transcript of the gene ODAD4, whose product is annotated as outer dynein arm docking complex subunit 4. Lineage: Eukaryota; Metazoa; Chordata; Mammalia; Artiodactyla; Suidae. Bases 748 to 2415 code for a protein of 555 amino acids. The record is from RefSeq and is a predicted model, not a curated record. The transcript has 8 exons. Gene Ontology annotation, molecular function: protein binding. Gene Ontology annotation, cellular component: cytoplasm.